AUGCCGAGGCCUGCGCGCGCUGAGAUCGGCGCGCCCCGGCGUCGCGGACCUCUCCGCGAGCAGCGGCAGCGCUGCCGCUGCUUGCGGAGAGUUGCCGGCAUGCCGAAGCCUGCGCGCGCUGAGAUCAGCGCGCCCAGGCUUCGCGGACCUCUCCGCGAGCAGCGGCAGCGCUGCCGCUGCUUGCGGAGAGUUGCCGGCAUGCCGAGCCUGCGCGCGCUGAGAUCAGCGCGCCCAGGCUUCGCGGACCUCUCCGCGAGCAGCGGCAGCGCUGCCGCUGCUUGCGGAGAGUUGCCGGCAUGCCGAAGCCUGCGCGCGCUGAGAUCAGCGCGCCCAGGCUCGCGGACCUCUCCGCGAGCAGCGGCAGCGCUGCCGCUGCUUGCGGAGAGUUGCCGGCAUGCCGAAGCCUGCGCGCGCUGA
This is a messenger RNA of Podarcis lilfordi (Lilford's wall lizard), 417 nucleotides long. Lineage: Eukaryota; Metazoa; Chordata; Lepidosauria; Squamata; Lacertidae. The record is from the annotation of a GenBank genome assembly.